AGUCUCAGCCAAUCAGAGCGUUGGAUUGCAUUAAUCAUCAGCGCAGCCAACGCGAAGCAUCAAACUGCGGCGACCUUGAUUAUUUGUUGUGUGUUUCUUCUUGAUUUCCUUCAUUUUCCUUUUCUUUUCUCUGCAGUUGAGUAAGAUCUGACGACGACGACCUCAACAACAUGACCGAUUACGGUACAGAUCUCCGCACCUGAGAAUGCGUUAGACGCAUAGCGAAAGCAAAUUGCGUCGGUGUGGAUGGACGAUGAAGAGUCGCGUUCGCUGCUGAUGUUAGUGAAAAGUGAGAAUAAUUCUUCGAGUAGAGAGUAAUGGACUCCGCUGCGGGGGAGGAAGCGAACAGGCUGACUGGACGGGCAAUGGUGUGCGAGUGCAUGGACGAGGCGGACACGGUGCCCAACCACCGCUUCCACGUCCACACCUGGGAACUGCUCAUCCUCUUAUUCUCCAUCAGCAGCUACAUCAUCGACUUAUUUUUCGAUGUCAACCUGUCGAGGGUGUUCUUUCAAGAGGGACACAUCACCUACGCAGUCUUGACGUUGCUCUUCGUACUCGUGCCGUCGAUGAUCACGAUUGCACUGAGCGUAAGAUGGUACAUGCAGGAUGAAGCGGGGGAAAUUUCUGAAAAACGAUCAAAAGGGUGCUGGCUACUUAGGUUUUUUGUCAUGAUGUUGCAGUUGGCCCCAGUUUUAAGAUACGCUGACUCGUUUCAUCACGGGUGGAAGUGUCGUAAGGCUGAGAAACAAAAAGACUUUGAAAAUCAAAAGCGGUAUUACAAAAUGAUGCUGAAGGAAGACGCAGACGCCGCCCUGUUGAGGGUGUUUGAAUGCUUUUUGGAGGCUGCGCCUCAACUCGUGCUGCAAUUCACGAUAAUCAUGAUCGAAACCAAAGGGAACACUUAUGAUGACGUGCUGAAUGGUCUUGGAUUGAAGGACGUGCCGCAAGCUCUCUCGAUUAUGACGUCUCUGAUCAGCAUUGCCUGGUCAAUGGCGUCUUACCAACGCUCGAUACGAUUCGCAACGGACCACAAGCUAAAUAUUUCUGUCGCUGGCAGCGCUCUUCAGUUCACCUGGCACAUUUUGAUAGCAGUGUCUCGAAUUUUGGCGUUCAGCAUCGUGGCGUCGCGCUACCCAAUCGCAGUGGGCGUGAUUGUUGCGAUCCACUGCCUGCUGAUGACCGCCUGGCUGACGAUCUGCAAGCCUCCACCAGGCUGCGAAGGCUACACGUACGCGUGGACAGUGGCGUACAGCUGGAUCCUGGGGCUGGUCUAUUUGUUCGUCUACAUCUCGACGAUCCAGGGCCGCACGCGCAACUUCUACCUCAUCUACUACUCGAUAUACUUCGUAGAGAAUCUCGGGCUGAUGGUGUGGUACGCGUUCAGCAUCGGACACGAGCCGCAGCCGUGGUACUACACGCUGGUGAUCGUCGGCGCGUCUGUCAGCUUCUUCGCGGGCAUCGUCACCAUGCUCAUCUACUAUGGCUGGUUCCACCCGACCGCCGAGAAGGGCCCUGACUCACCCAGGGAGCAGUUCCCUAUCUGCCGCAAGAGGGAGCACGCCUCCGACACCACCCUGCAGAUCCAUGACCUCACUGGCAUGGAGGAGGACGACCCCAAACUGGGACAGCAGUGCACCAUCGCUUUCAAACAGUCUCAGGAGGAUCUGGCUGGAUUAGCGUAGACUGAUGAAGAUUCAGUGCGGUAGUUAUUUAUUUGCUAGAGGUCUCAGCAGUCCCUAUUCUUUGUCCAAGUGGUGUUUUUUUAUCUAGAACAUCUGGAGGGCUGUGAACUUGAAAAUAACUGGCCAGCAGGGUUGCAUUUUCACCCAACAUAGUUUAUUAUUAAAUGGGCCAGCUUCUUUCUAUCGAUUUCUUGCCCAAGAUGCAAUGAGGUCAUGGGCAAGUAACUGAUUUGAAGGACAAUAUAACCUGCAGGAAAUUGCAGAAAGUGGUAAUAAUUAGAAAUUACUUCAACCCUGUUUGCUGGUAUUUUAAGAUUAAUGUUAACUCGGAUUAAUACCAAUUUCUAACCUAAUUUCUGAGUUAAUCGUCGUCUACAUCAUAGCUUCUAUUAUCGGUGGCUUGGUGGAUUUGGUGGUUGUAAAUUUUUUUAGGCUCUGAUUGCCGCAAAAUCGACUGAAAUUUUGUCUUAAUAUUGAUUUUCAAAUUUUUUGCUUUUAAAAUAUUUUGACCAUUUAAAUCUGUUUUUUCGGACUUAACUUUUAUAUUAUGCAUGUAAGAUUUUGUAAUAAUAUACAUUUUCUUUUUAAUUGUAGCAAAUUUAAGAAAACUUUCAUACCAAAGAAUGUUCAAUUGCCGUAAAAUUCAUUUAUUUCGCUAUUUUAGAAAUCGUCCUGGUCCCGGCAAAAUUGCGUAACUUUCAACAACCAAACGUGAAUUUCCUUGUUGCAAGAAAAGGUCAACAAUCAAUUCGAAAAUGAAAAUUUGAGUGUUUGUUGAACGUUGCAAUUUUGCCGGGACCAGAACGAAAUGUAACAUAAUGUUCAUAAACAUUCCGUAAAAUUUUUCUUCCGAGAUCCACGCUGUCCCUAACAAGCAAAAUUUGGAAUUUUAAGUGAUUUUUUCCAAAUCUAUGAAGAAACUCGCAAAACUAUAAUCUUUAUUGUUUUACAACGGCUGAUAGAGCUUGAUUGCAGAUAUCUUGGAGGAAAAACGCUAGCACAUUUUAACUUUCAACUGCCCCAAAUAUUUUUGACUUAUUAGAAAAUCUCUGAAAUACUCGUUUAUAGACUACUUAAUUUGGACAAAGUACACACACGCAAACCUCCGGUCGGAAUGUUGCGUGUCUUCUUAAAGAGGAAUGAUACUGGAAAAGCCUGGAAAAUGCUAGUUGCCAAUGCAUAACCUCGCCCUUUAGGAUUCAGUUAAAGCCUAAAUUAACCUAAGGAGCGCUGUAAUUUUUUGAGAAAAUUGGCUGGAAAGUUACCGUGCUUUUUAAGUGGCAAUUGGUGUCUCCUUACUUGAGAUCCGAUUUAAUUUCAAAACCAAGAGUUUGCCCAAUAAGUGGCUUACACCGUUGAACAGAUCUCGACGAGAGGAAUCGGAAUAUGCCAAGAAAAUAUGUUCGAGCAUUGUAAAUUUUGGAGAAAAUUGGCAAAAUUUGAAUUUUUAUUGUAGGAAGGUCCUUUUUUAUUAUUGCAAAUUGUUGAACAAAUUGUUAAUCGAUCAAUUGUUUAUGGCAUCCAACAAUUUAAAUAAUUUUCAAUUGUUGCCCAGUGUCAUUCCACUUUAAACACUACCUAACUUUACUCCAACAAUAUUUAUAACUGCUAUGUCAAAAUCUCAUGGUUGAGACCUUUAUUUUUUUCCAACUAAAAAUGUAUCAAUAAUGUAUAAUUAUGUGUCAAAAAAGAGAGCGGCCAUUACAUUGUAACAUCAUCACAGCUAAGGAUAAUUCGAUUUUUGCAGUAAUUUUUGGGAUGCUUGACGGAUUCUUUAGUUGCCCUUAUUGAUAUUUAAGAAUCAUGGCAACACAAAUAAUGGAGUGUUCUGCGGAACAUAAGCUGAUGACUUCACAUUGCACUGUUUGCUCUCUUUGUCCAAGGCUUGAUGGAUAAUUCCAUUUCUAAAAAUUCCAACGGCCCUUUUUUUAUCAAACAUCCAUAUAUAUUUCAAAGGUCUCUUCCAGCUUCCAGCCACAUUCAGAAAUUUCAUUCAUAUUUCGCUUGAAAAAAAUCCCUUGCCAGCCGCCAGUCGAAUUUGCUGUCUGAGACCUCUACUACGUGUACAGUUCUUGCACUAUGUGGGCAUCGCAUUCCUUGCCAUCACCAGCAAACCUUUGGCUCGGCGAGAACCAAAUUUGCUUUGUUGCUAGUCUGCCUGAGCACGUCGUGACUGAACUGGUCCAACUGUUCGAUGCCUUCACACAUCACCCGUACAAUUAACUUAUUAAUGCUGUGAUCAUGGAUGGUAGAGAUGGAACCACUUCUCCUGCUUGUACCUAUUUCUUUUACUUCUGUCCAACGCACAAACGUUAACCACUUCAUUCCUUGCAAAGAUCUUUCAAUAGAUCUUAUACUUAUACAUAUAAAAUUGUUUCUCUACUCUAUCUCACUAAAUCUUAAAAUCUCUACCUAUUCAACGUGUCUGAUGUAUAAUAGUGUAAAUUAAUAUACGGUGCAGUUUUCUGCUCCCUGUAUUUUGUACUAAUUGUAAAUCGUAGUAGUUAUGAAAAUCUCAAUUUUUCAAACUGUCCAUAAAAUUGGAACUGCUAACUGCUAUCUCAAUGCAUGAACAAGUGAUGAUCCUAAUUGUUAGUAGAAUUAAGUCUUAAAAUGCAGUAAUCUUGUACUGAUACUAUUUACAACCUGUCUAUUUUGGAAAGAAAUCUUGUAAUAUUUUGUAGACUAAAUAUUAUAAACAUGUUUCGAUCAAACUA
Messenger RNA from Cloeon dipterum, 4402 nucleotides. Its product is annotated as XK-related protein 6-like. The record is from RefSeq and is a predicted model, not a curated record. The coding region runs from base 318 to 1685 and encodes 455 amino acids. NCBI's taxonomy places the organism in Eukaryota, Metazoa, Arthropoda, Insecta, Ephemeroptera, Baetidae. Gene Ontology annotation, cellular component: membrane. The transcript has 5 exons.